Messenger RNA from Scomber scombrus (Atlantic mackerel), 7506 nucleotides. Its product is annotated as tight junction protein ZO-2-like. NCBI's taxonomy places the organism in Eukaryota, Metazoa, Chordata, Actinopteri, Scombriformes, Scombridae. Gene Ontology annotation, biological process: protein localization to cell-cell junction; positive regulation of blood-brain barrier permeability; cell-cell adhesion. Gene Ontology annotation, molecular function: cell adhesion molecule binding. The record is from RefSeq and is a predicted model, not a curated record. Gene Ontology annotation, cellular component: plasma membrane; bicellular tight junction. The transcript is spliced from 23 exons. The coding region runs from base 170 to 3790 and encodes 1206 amino acids.
GAAACACAAGCCUGGCAGCGACGAGGGGCGGAGCUGUCCUGGUCUGUCACGAAGAUAUGUUUCAUUUGAAAAAACUAGCCACCAAGCUAACAACUGUGUCAGUCCACACGGCUCUGGGUUUAACCGCGAAGACAAAGCGCCUGUUAGCCCGACCCGAGGAGCAAGCAGGAUGCCGGUGAAAGGCGGAGGAAGACUGGCCUCUUACCCGAGCAGGAGCGAAAAUGUCGGAAGCUCAGGGAUGGAAGAAAUGGUGUGGGAGCAGUACUCAGUCACUCUUCAGCGGGACUCUAAGAUGGGUUUUGGAAUCGCCGUGUCAGGUGGCCAUGACAACCCCAACGUGGAUAACGGUGAGACGUCAAUCAUCGUCUCUGACGUGCUGCAGGGAGGACCAGCAGACGGAUUACUCUUUGAGAAUGAUCGUGUCAUUCUUGUCAACUCCAUCUCCAUGGACAAUGUGCCUCAUUCCUUCGCCGUGCAGUCCCUCCGUAAAUGUGGCAAAGUGGCCAAGAUAACGGUGAAGAGACCUCGUAAGGUAGCGCUCCACUCCCUGAAGCCGCCCCCCUCCCCAGGCUCAGACAGUCGGGACUACUCCCCCUCCACUCACUACUACGAUGCUGACAAUGACAACGGCUGGUACCGCGAUGAAGGCCGGGACCACACCUCUGAAAGCAAAGCGUACCUGGAGCCUGACUACAGAGGAGGACGGGACUAUAACCAGACGGGUAGGAGCCGCGGGAGGAGCCAGGAGAGAUCCUCGCCCAGCCCCGACCGAUCCAGGAGGGAGGGGAGCCGGGGGCGAGCCCUGGACACCAGCGCAGACCGUCAGAAGUUACACAGCAGAGGAGGCAGCCCCAGGGACAGCUACCGUCUGGAGGACAAGUAUGAGCGAGGUGAAGGAGGAGGAGGAAGAGGAGGGAGGUACAGGAGCAGGGACCAGCUUCAUGAUGAUCCUCCAUCUCCAGAACCAUCCAGAGAGCUGGAGCCACUGGAGAAACCUGUCAAUGUCCUGCUGGUGAAGAACAGACCCAACGAAGAGUACGGUCUACGUCUAGGGAGUCAGAUCUUCAUCAAACAGAUGACCAGCACAGGCCUGGCUGCCAAGGAUGGGAACCUGCAGGAGGGAGACAUCAUUCUCAAGAUCAAUGGGACGGUGACAGAGAACCUCUCUCUGCACGAUGCUGGGAAGCUGAUAGAGAAGUCGAGAGGGAAGUUGCAGCUGGUGGUCCAGAGAGACAGCCGCCAGAUCCUGGUCCGCAUCCCCCCUCUUGCAGACUCCGACUCUGAUAAUGAUGACAUAUCAGAGAUGGAGUCAUACCAUUCCUAUUCCCCCCCAGAGGAGAGGAGGUCCCGCCAGUCUGACCUGUCCUCCCACUCCUCGAAUGAAAGGGACAACCUCAGGGAAGAACCGAUGAGGACGGCCGAGAUGUCAGCCAUGGCUUCACCAUUCCGAGUACCUGAAGACCCUCAGACCUCAGCUGAGCUGGACAAAGACAUGCCACGCAUAGAGGAGCCUCCAGUUACUGUAACAACCACGCCCAAGAUUCUCCUCCGACCAAGUCCAGAAGAUGAAAAAAUAUAUGGGCCAAACACAGUGAUGGUGAAUUUCCAGAAGGGAGACAGUGUCGGGCUGAGGCUGGCAGGAGGAAAUGAUGUCGGCAUCUUUAUUGCUGGUGUUCAAGAGGGCAGUCCUGCUGAAGAAGAAGGCCUCCGCAUCGGAGAUCAGAUCUUAAAGGUGAACAACGUGGAUUUUCAAGGUGUAGUGAGAGAGGAGGCGGUUCUUUUCCUGUUGGAGAUUCCUAAAGGAGAACUGGUCACCAUCCUGGCCCAGAGCAAACCUGACGUCUAUAAUGACAUCUUGGUGUCGGGGCGUGGAGACUCCUUCUUCAUCCGGACCCACUUUGAGUAUGACAAAGAGACUCCUCAGAGCCUGGCUUUCAGCCGAGGAGACAUCUUCAAGGUGGUGGACACUCUGUAUGAUGGCAAACUAGGCAACUGGCUCGCCAUCCGUGUCGGCAAGGACAAGCAGCUGCUUGAGAAAGGAAUCAUCCCCAACAAGAGCAGAGCGGAGCAGAUGGCCAGUGUCCAGAGCUCUCAUAAAGUUGUUGCUGGUGAUCGAGCUGACUUCUGGCGGUUGAGAGGCCAGCGCUCUCUGAAGAGGAAGGACCUGAGGAAGAGCAGAGAAAACCUGAGCAGUCAGACUCUGGCUACCCGCUUCCCAGCCUAUGAGCGGGUGGUGCUCCGAGAAGCUGGUUUCCGGCGUCCUGUGGUGCUGUUUGGCCCCAUCGCUGACGCUGCUAAUGAGAAACUGGCCUCCGACAUGCCUGACCUCUUUAUUAUUGCCAAAACUGAGCCAAAAGACGCCGGCUCUGAGAAGUCCUCAGGAGUGGUUCGCCUCAACACCAUCCGACAAAUCAUCGAGCAGGACAAGCACGCCCUGCUGGAUGUGACACCCAAGGCAGUGGACACCCUAAACUACACCCAGUGGUACCCUAUCGUCAUCUUCUUCAACCCAGACAGCAAACACGGCAUCAAGGCCAUGAGACAGAGGAUCAUCCCCAACUCCAACCGCAGUGCCCGAAAACUCUACGAACAGGCCGUCAAACUGAGGAAGACCUGCUCUCAUUUAUUCACUGCCACCAUAGAUGUGAACUCAGCCAAUGACGCCUGGUAUGGCAGCGUCAAGGACUCCAUCAGAGAGCAGCAGAUGCAGGCUGUCUGGGUCUCUGACGGCAAGCUGGAGGGAGUAGAGAGUGAUCUGGACUGCCAGGAUGUGGAGCGUAUGUCCUUCCUGUCUGCCAUGUCCGCCGACUACCUCAGUAUGGACAGCCGGCUGACCUCCGACCUGGACGACACUGCUGAUGAGGCCGGGGCUUACACUGACAACGAGCCUGAUGUGGAGACCAUGCACAUCUCUGCCAUCAGCCGCUCGUCUGAACCUGUCACAGCAGAAGAGAUCUUACGCAGAUACAGUCCAGACAUCCGGAGUCGCAUGAGGAAAUUCAGCAGUCGUGAGGUCCUCAACAGGUCCAGCCCUCCACCUGUCUUCCUUACAGACAGCAAGGUCAAACUGUCUCUGAGGGAGGAGCAGGCCCUUAUAUCAGGUUCCACCAACCCCCACCAUUACCACCGUCAACACCACCCUCCACCCCCGAGCUCCAGCCGAAGUUACGACUCUCCAUCCAGCAGCAGCCCCGCCAGCAGCAACAACGACCCUCCUCCACCCAUCUCCCGUUUAGCCGCCUCAUCCGGCCCACCGCCUCCGCCCCCGCUUCUCCACUUCAACUCCUUCGGCAAAGCCCGGGUCCAGGCAGCGCCCCAACCCCCCGCCGCACCAAAGCCCAGCAGCUGCGGGAGCACAGCAGAGGUCGCGGUUCACUCGCCUCUCGCUCUGCCCAGUGCGAGCAUGGCGGCCUGUAGGAAGCAGGAGGAGGCAGGAGAGGACAGCCCUGCAGAGGACCCGUCCAUGAGGUCCUUCAUGGGGAAGAUCAAGGCCUUUGAGAAGAUGGAUCACUUUGCCCGGGCCCAACGGAUUGUGGAACUACAUGAGGCACAGAAUGCCAGGUUGGAAAUAGCCCAGAAGCAUCCAGACAUCUACGCUGUUCCUCUGAAGACAGCCAAGCUGGAUCACAGUCGCCCACAGCCUAUCGGCUCCAGCUCCCGUCCUGAACCCCGGGGUCUGUCCUCCAUGGAGGGACAUCCCUUCUACCCCAGCGAGAUGGUGGCAAAGGAGGAGGCAAUGCCAGGAUACUACACCGCCAACUCCCACCAGUACCAGGACACUGAACUGUAGGGUUAACACACAGCAGCUACGCCAGCUCUCAGCUUCCUGGACAUACAUGUACACACACGCUGCAUAUGCAGUCUAUUUACACACUUACCAUUCCAUCAUGCCCUGCACAAAUCAGCUGCUGACUUUGAACUGACUCUUGCUUCUUUGAUAUCGAGAAGAAAAAAAAAAACUGCUUCUUUUUUUGCUUCAAGGAAGUCAAAGCAAUCUGUACUAUCCAUUUGGAUAGGAACACUGUCUUUGCUUUACUCUUUAUGUUAUAUUUAACUGUUUCUUUCUUACGUACCUCUUUUAAUGGUCAAAACUGAGUGAUCAGGAACCACUUGUUUUCUUGCCUAUGCAACUCUUCAGUUUGUGCACAGCAACUGAAACCUAUUGCCACGAGUGUUGCCCUCACAAAACCUCAACAAACCCCAAAAAACCACAAUGCGCUUGAUCAUCUCCCCCCUUCUUUUUUAAGCUCCUGUAAUUGCCAGCUAUGAUCAACAAAGGUUACGUAUAUAUUAUUACAUACUAUAUAUAUAUAUAUAUAUAUUAUAUAUCUAAAGUCAAGUGUUUAUACUGUGUCUUUGCAUUCCUUCCUAUAUGACAAUGCCUGUGUAUACAUACAGUAUAUAUCUAUCUAUAUCUAUAUCUAAAUAUAUAUGUAUAUUUAUAUAUGUAUGUAUAUACAUAUACAUAUAUAUAUAAAGAGAUAAUCUAUCUAGUAACACUGGAAUUUGUUACAGUUUUUUGAAGUGCCUUUUACUUUCUUAGUCCCAUGAGGUUUGGGUUGUCUUUCCUCCGCCCCUCAGCCGCCCAGCCGGACUAAAACCUCUGCUGCUGUCAAGCUUAAAGGGAAACCAGGGAACCAGAGACACCAAAACCCUUAAUGCUGUCCCUACACACACUGUACUGUCUGCUGUCACCUACAGUGACAAUACACACCCUUAAAACUACAGUACACACCCUGCAACCAGUCCUAUCUGCCAUGUGUAAGCGAGGGCAAACACUGUCUGAUCUCUAGAAUUCAAUUAAAAACUAUUUCUGUCUCACACCAGUGUGAACUUUUAGCUUGAGAUGAUUAGAGUUGGUUAAAUGUAAUCUGUAAAGGCCUGGUCACAUCUGCAUUUGAAAUGGCAACAUUUGAUGGUGAGAUGUAUUUAUUUCAAUGGCCACAAUCAAGGGAUUCAUUUACAGAGGUGAAGGCAAUCUUUGCAAAUCUUUUAAUUUCUUUCUAAUUAUAUGAGUUUAAUAUUGGUGAACUUUGACCUGUACUCUCACACCACUGACCAAUAGCAAACUGUCUGAACAGUGCUGACCUAGGUUGCUAACUCUUAUGCUUUUGGCAUCCACAGAGUGAUAGUAUCAGUCAGGAUAUAACGGUAGUUAAUGUUCGGUGUAUUUCUGCACAUCAGACGGAAGAUAUUACACACAGAUUCCAAGUUUAGCCAAUUAAAUUAUUUGGAAUAAAAUCCAUCAGAGCUGUGAGGACAUUCUAGUGAUUUCAGGUAUGUGUUUAUGUCUUGUCAAAUCUUAUUAUGACAGUAUUACAGAGAGUUUUCAGUUUUCUUGCUUAAAUGCUUUGUCUCAUAAUAUUUGCAGUGACCUUAUUGUGCACAUUCUAGAAUAUUCAUGUACUGAAUACACCCUCUCUAAUCCAUAGUAAAUUAGUAAAUGACUAAAAAUAUGGCAACAGAUAGUAAUAAUGCAAGCAGGUUUUACUGUUGUUUCAUUGCACUGAUAACUGAUUAUUACACACAGACAGGAGUAUCAGUGUCUUGUGGGUUAAAUCAUAAAUUCAGCAAAGAUAUACCACCCACUCAUACAGUAGCAGCAUGUUAUCAAUGAGUUUUAUUACAAUUCACUUAAAAAACAAAAGGAGAAUGGUUUACAGUUAUGAGAUAGGAGUCACUUCAUAAAUUGUGUAAACUUCUCCUGACAUGCUGAUAGUUAGCCAGCUAGCAGAGUAGUAUAGUAAGUAUUUUUUUUCUUUUUAUAAUAUCCCACAACAACUGAAUCUCUUGGAUAAUGUAAAGAUCCUGUAGGUUUAUGUAAUGGUUACCAGUUUGAAUUGUACUUACGGUACCUGUGAGAAUGGCUGAUGUUGCUAUGAGCUGUAGCAGAUUGAAAAAUCUUAUACCAAACUUGUAGAACUCCAUAUUUUUUUAAAGAUGCACAGCUACAUGUUGUUGUACAGCUUUGUUUGUGACCAGGCCUUCUGAUUCCUUGUUUUUCUUAUUUUUGCUAUCUUUGGUGCUCAGCAUUCUGUGCUGUUUUUUUGCACUGUACUUCCCAGCCAGAAAAGGAUUUAUCAGUCUUAAUUGUGUGGCCAGUAGAGUAUGUAGAGAUGUAUUUUGCCUUGGAAUGUUUUGUUGAAGAAAGAUCUGCAGGUGUCGUUCUCUUCAGUCUGUUCAGCCAUGGUGGCGAUCACUGCCUACGCUAACAACACACUUAAAGGAUGACUUUUUCUUGUCAGCAAGUCUCAUGUACAGACCAAAUACAACAAGUAUCAUGUGUGUAUCAGAGUCUGAUCUAUCGUAUUCCUCUGUGCCCUAGAGGUCCAUUUUCUAUUAAAGAUGCAUUAAUGAGCCACACCGUUGGACCAGGUGACAUGUUCUUUCAUUACCAUAAACACAAUCCAACACUGAAAAUAUAGUCCUCAACAAAUACACUAUUUGAUCUUGUUUCAGUCAAAUUUACUGAGCCUUUUUAAAGAACAGAAACAAUAUAUAUUUGUGAGCUGUUUGCAAAGAUUGACAUCUUUAGUAACAACCAAAGGGCUUCAUGCUGAGAGCCACAGAGUCCAAAAAAUAUUAAGAGACGGACUAACAUGUUGGCUUUGGUCUUUUCAUGGUAUUUGCUUAACAAUAAGAAACAUCUAGAAUGCUAGCCUUAUCUUGUUAAAGCUGUGUCCCACUUCAGGAGAACUUCCUUUGAAAAGUGAAUAUGUUAACAAUGCACCUGAGAACUACAGCUGUGGGUUGCUUCAACUUUGUGCUCAUCUGUAUUUCAAAAUCUACUGUAGUCUGAUCACUGCAUUUAUUCAGCCCAUGUCAACUGGUCACAUUGAGAAAACGUUACAUGAUGAUAUUGCAUAUCCUACAUGUUUGUAUAGGAUGUAAAUGAUGGAAGUCAGGCAGAAACUGCAGUGUUUGCUCCUGUUAGUAUUGUACACAUGUUCAUCAUUACACAUUAACAGUGUGUCACGAGUCACUUACACACUGUGACAGAAAGAAAUGCAAUGGGCAUUCCAUCAAUGUUCCAUGUCAGUGCCAAAUGUCAGUAUCGUAAUGUUUUAGAAAAUGAUUCAAGCGACGUCACCAGUUGGAAAUAGCCCAUUCCAUUAGUGAGUAAUCUCACUGUAGGCUUAGAAAGCUACAAAUUGAUGAGUCAUAAUCCUUACAGCAGCCAAUAACUUUCAAUGUACAGUACAUAGAGGCAAGUGAGUAGUUUUAAUGCAGAUUUGAAACAUGUGAGGCUCUACCAUGUCAGUUGAUAUUGCAUAUUCCAAGAUAUUCUUUAAAAUUAGUUACAAACAGUAUGUUUUUCAGGGUCCCCUUACACAGUAAUCCACUCUGCCAGGUUAGUAACCUGACUUCAUCUAAAAGACUCAUCUUUGUGGUCCAUGAUCUCAAAGUAGAAGUAACCCGUGAAUUGAGACACAGCUUCUUUUAUUAUUCCAAACCAACCAGAGACAUAAAACAGAUCACUUGCUGUAUAACAGUGGACUUUUCCUG